AUGGCCACAGCUGCACACAAACUAGACGGACAGCAGUGCAUUUGCGGUGCAUGCUCAUGUGGAAAACACCGUUGCAAAUUAGUCGCUGUGCAAUCCACUGCACCGUUAGAAUCAGUAACUGAAUACAACCGCACAUUCCAUUCUCAUCAAUUGGAUGUGAAGCGUGUUCGCCCAGUAUACGUUCCUACUCAGAGUGGUAAAUUCCAAGGAACCAGUGAAGCCCAUGAUAUUUUUAUUGCUCACCCAUUGCCUGACCGUGUUCCUCCUCAUCGUGAAGUCUACGUCCCAUCUCCAGGUGCAUUCGACGGCACCACCUCUCAAAAGAACGACUACAAGCCUUGGCCUGGCAAUCACCGUCCAGACGUCAAACCCCGUGAAUUGAACUUGACCUUGCCCAACUCCAAGUUUGAAGGAAUUUCAACGAGCAAGGCUGAUUACGUUCAACGACCAGUCCCACCUCGUUACCACCACCCUCCUGCAGUAUACACUCCAACUGAGGGUGCAUUUGAAGGUCAGUCUACUCAGACUUCCGAUUAUGGAUGGAAGGGAACUGUUCAUACUGCUUCGAUGAAGCCACCACCAAACACUGUUUGGCAGACGGAAGACCGUGAUUUUAAGACUGCUGCUGCAGCUGCUUAUAUCACUCACAAGGAUGUUGAUCACAAGUUGUUCAAGCCUCAACCCCAAGUCUUGCCUCCAACCAAAUUCGAAGGAGUCUCCACAACAGCCGAAUCCUUUGUUCCCAAACAAAUACCAAUCCGCAACCGUGACUUGGGCAAAGUGCAAUACGUUCCCAACCCAGCCAAGUUUGAAGGACAAUCGACCACCGCAGACUCGUACAUUGUCAAACCAAUCCCAUACCGAAACCGUGAUUUAGGCAAAGUCCCAUAUGUGCCAAACACUGCCAAGUUUGAGGGUAACUCAACUACAGCUGAUUCGUUUAUGCCUAAGCCUAUUCCUACUCGUGUGAGCUAUGCUCCCAAGGACUGGUACCACCCAGCUGCUGAUGACCGUGAUUUUAAGACUGAAGCCAAGUCGUCCCAUGAUGUAAAGCAUAUGGAAGCUUGUGCGAUUAAGCAAAUGGAUAAUAUGGGAGUGAGUGCUGAUGGUCAUACCCUUAUGGCAUCCAGGCAAUCACGUCAGUGA
Messenger RNA from Synchytrium microbalum, 1146 nucleotides. RefSeq lists its product as uncharacterized. Gene Ontology annotation, molecular function: microtubule binding. The transcript is spliced from 6 exons. The record is from RefSeq and is a predicted model, not a curated record. Lineage: Eukaryota; Fungi; Chytridiomycota; Chytridiomycetes; Synchytriales; Synchytriaceae. Bases 1 to 1146 code for a protein of 381 amino acids.